GGACACGGUUCACCGAGAGCACACCGACACUGGAACAACAUUUAAAAACAACUUCGGUUUACUACCAAGCUUUUGUUCUCAGGCGGAAACGGACAGAGACUAGCAGCGUCUUUUAGCCGAGCUUUUGUAUCCAGUUUUCCCGGUUUUCCUGGAGAUGUGUCGCUGGAGGAGCUGCUAGCGGGCAGCGCUGCUCUCUGUAGCCGCGAUGAGUGGGAGCUCCGCGGUGUCCGGCGCGGCGCCCUGCCGCUUCGCUCAUUACUUUGUCAUCUGUGGGAUAGACACCGAAACUGGAUUGGAACCGGAUGAGUUAGCAGCUUUGUACCAAUGGCUAGAAGCAGACCGCCUUGGCAGGGAUCCAGAAACUGCAGCCACAGGUGAGAACUUUGAGCAGAGCCCCCUGAAGAGGACAUUCAAGUCCAAAGUUCUGGCACGUUACCCAGAGAACGUGGAGUGGAACCCCUUCGACCAGGAUGCUGUCAACAUGCUGUGUAUGCCCAAAGGCCUGUCGUUCAGGACGCAGGCAGACCAGCGGGAUCCACAGUUCCACUCCUUCAUCAUUACCAAGGAGGACGGCUCUCGGACCUACGGCUUCGUCCACACCUUCUUCGAGGAGGUGACCAGCCCACAGAUCUGCUCUGCCAUGCAGACCCUCUACCAGAUGCACAAUGCAGAGAGCGCCACUGCCAACACCCCUCCCUCCUCUUCCUCCUCCUCUUCCUCCAGCAUGGACUCCUUGGCAAGCAGUUUAGACGAUGCUGACUCCCCCACGUCUUCAUCCUCCUCAUCUUCAUCUCGCAGAGCCGUUGGCUACGACUCAUCGCGGGACACCCUCUACGUGUCCAAGGCCCUGUGUCUGAUCACGCCCAUGCCCUUCAUGCACGCCUGUCGCCGCUUCCUGUCACAGCUACACAGGGCUGUUACUGCAGCCACUGCGCCCCCGCUGCCGCUGGAGAGCUACGUUCACAACAUCCUGUACGAGGUGCCGCUCCCUGCUCCGGGACGAUCGCUCAAAUUCCACGGAGUGUACGAGCCUAUUGUGUGUCAGAGGCCUGGGCUGGGGGAGCUGCAGCUAGCCGACUUCCCCCUGGCGGAGGCCUUCAGUCUGCUGGGAGUGGAGAACCUGGUCCAGGUGUUCACCUGCACCCUGCUGGAGAUGCAGAUCCUGCUGUACUCACAGGACUACCAACGGUUGAUGACGGUGGCCGAGGGCAUCACCACCCUGCUGUUUCCCUUCCAGUGGCAGCACGUGUACGUCCCCAUCCUGCCGGCCUCCCUCCUCCACUUCCUGGACGCUCCUGUUCCCUACCUGAUGGGCCUGCAGUCCAAAGAGGGCACAGACCGCUCCAAACUGGAGCUUCCUCAAGAGGCCAACCUGUGUUUCGUAGACAUUGACAACCACUACAUCGAGCUUCCAGAGGACUUCCCCCAGUUCCCCAACAAGGCCGAGUUCAUCCAGGAGCUCAGCGAGGUGCUGCUUAGCUUUGGCAUCUCUGCCAACACAGGGGCUCCACCACGGACACGCACCAAUCCUGGCAGUGCUCCUGGCAGCGCUCCCGGCAGCACCCCGUCCACCCCCGGCAGGGAGCGUAAAACCGUGGCUCUUCGGCAGCUGGAGGACGACGGCCGUAACGGCAACCUUGCAGGGGAGGAGCUGGCAGUGCUGGAACUGCUGCAGGGAAACGCCACACUGGAGAGACUGCAGGCGCUGACCAAGCGCACCGGGGUGACGGUGGCCCGUGUGGAUGCCCUGAGAGCCGGGGUCAAAGCUCAGGGUACUGAGGGGCAAGGGGGCCGGACAGCAGCUGAAGAGGAGGAGCUGAGGAAUGCCAAGCUAAACGUCCAACUGAGGGAGGUGUUCGCCAGCCGCUUCACCACCAUGUUUGCUGACUAUGAAGCUUUCGUCAUUCAGAGCGCCCCCGACCUGGAGUCCUGGCUCACCAACCGGGAGCAGAUGCACAACUUUGACAAGGCCUCUUUCCUGUCCGACCAGCCUGAGCCCUACCUGCCCUUCCUCUCCCACUUCAUCGAGACACAGAUGUUUGCUACCUUCAUCGACAACAAGAUCAUGUCCCAGUGGGAGGAGAAGGAGCCACUGCUCCGCGUCUUUGACGCUCGCAUCGACAAGGCCCGCCUCUACAACGUCCGCGCCCCUAGCCUCCGAUCUUCCAGCUACCAGCGCUGCUCCAUCCUCAAGGAGUCCGCUCAGGCCAUCGAGCAGCGACUGAUGAAGAUCGACCACACCGCCAUCCACCCGCACCUGCUGGACAUGAAGAUCGGUCAGGGCAAAUACGAGCAGGGAUUCUUCCCCAAACUGCAGGCCGACGUGCUCAACACGGGUCCGACCAAUAACAAGUGGUCUCAUCGGACGGCGACUGCUCAGCGAAGGAAAGACCGUCACAGACAACAAACAGAACAUCUGGGCCUCGACAACGACCUCAAAGAGCAGGUGGAGGGCUGUCUGGUCCUGCAGAACUCCAUGGCGUUUUGGGAGUGGGACAAAGCGUCCCCUCCGCCUAUCAAACCGCCUAAAAAAUCUGCCUCUGCAUCCUGCCUGAAAUACAUGCAGGAGGCCCGCAGCCUGGGGAAGAACCUGCGACAGCCCAAACUGUCCGAUCUGUCUCCCGCCGUCAUCGCCCAGACCAACUGGAAGUUUGUGGAGGGGCUGCUGAAGGAGUGUCGCAUGAAGACCAAGCGUAUGCUGGUGGAGAAGAUGGGCCGGGAGGCGGUGGAGCUGGGCCACGGCGAGGCCAACAUCACGGGGCUUGAGGAGAACACUCUGAUCGCCAGCCUGUGUGACCUGCUGGAGAGGAUCUGGAGCCACGGGCUGCAGGUCAAACAGGGGAAGUCAGCGCUGUGGUCCCACCUGCUGCACUACCAGGCCAGAGAGGACAAGCUGCAGGAGCAGCAGGCCGAGUCACCAGUGCCCCAUGUCCCUGAGAGGAGGAAGUCUGACAGCUCCAUAGCAAUGCCGUCUCUCCGGGUGUCCCUCAUACAGGAUAUGAGACAUAUCCAGAGCAUGUCAGAGAUAAAGACAGAUGUGGGCCGAGCGAGAGCCUGGAUCCGUCUUUCCCUGGAGAAGAAGCUGCUCUCUCAGCACCUCAAACAGCUGCUGUCCCGACAAGCCUUAACCAAGAAGCUGUACAAGCGUUACGCCUUCCUGCGCUGUGAGGAGGAGAAGGAGCAGUUCCUCUUCCACCUGCUCUCUCUCAACGCUGUCGACUACUUCUGCUUCACCAGCGUCUUCACCACCAUCAUGAUCCCGUACCGAGUCGUCAUCAUUCCAAUCAAGAAGCUGAGCAACGCCAUGACCACCUCCAACCCCUGGGUGUGUGUGUCAGGAGAACUGGGAGAUUCGGGCAUCAUGCAAAUCCCCAAGAACGUGCUGGAGAUGACCUUCGACUCUGCUUUCAGGCCUCACACGCACAUCUCCGCCUUGUUCAAGUGUCAGAACCUGGGGAAGCUGACCACGGCACAGCUGGGUCACGAUAACGCCGGCCUCCUGGCUAAAUGGCUGGUGGACUGUGUCAUGGUGCGCAAUGAGAUCACAGGACACACCUACAGGUUCCCGUGUGGUCGGUGGCUUGGGAAGGGCGUGGACGACGGAAGCCUGGAGAGGGUCCUGAUCGGUGAGCUGGUGGUGCCCAGCGGAGAGGAGGAUUCUGGGAGAGGCUGCCGUACACCCCCGCUGCAGCGCUCGCCAUCCCAGACCAGACGCAUCAGCAUCACGUCGCUGUCAGGACGAGGACACAAACCGACCUCAGCCCAAAUCCAAGAGGCCAUUGGGGAGGCUGUGAACAACAUCGUCAAACACUUCCACAAGCCGGAGAAAGAGAGAGGCAGUCUGACCGUCCUGCUGUGUGGAGAGAACAGUUUGGUGGCAGCUCUGGAACAGUUCUUCCAUCAUGGCUUCAAGUCCUCUCGGCUCUUCCAGAAGACGGUGUUUGUGUGGGACUUUGUGGAGAAGGCUGUUGCCUACAUGGAGUCAGCUGACCAGAUGGGGGACCUUCAGGAGACGACGGAGCCUCUGGGGAUGACCUGUCAAUCACUCUGUCGCUAUGUCAACGCCAUCAACUCCACCCCCAGGAACAUUGGCAAGGAUGGGAAGUUCCAGCUGCUGGUCUGCCUCGGAGCCAGAGACCGGCUGCUAACCCAGUGGCUCCCCCUGCUGGUGGAGUGCCCAGUGAUCCAGCGGAUGUACGAAGACACAGCCCUGCUCAGAGACCGCACCACUGUCAAUGCCCUCAUCGGAGUCCUGGAGACGCUCCACGACUUCCCCAUCACAAUGGAAGCCUCGCUGGUCAAAGGCAUCGACCUAUAGCUACGGGAGAGAGCGCUGACACUUAGCUCUGCAUUUUCCUCCAAAACUUCUCCUCACUACCACCAACCUCACCCAGCCCUCCACCUUUAGCUUCUGGGAUUAGACAUGUGAGCACGUAAGAAAGGAGUGAGGGACAAGACAUGGAAACUGAGGAGACAUUUGGGUACCAAAGCAAAAAGUUCCACUGCUUCUGUGAGAGGUUGGGGCGCUGGAUGCAGUAUUAUUUCCCCGCCCUCAGCUCUCAAAAACCCUUUUAAACUCAAAACAACCAGUCUGUAGUCAUGUUUUAUCUCAUGAACUACAGAUCCCACUUACUAAACAUGACUGUGUACAAUUUUCCAUUUGAUUUGGAAUGAUUUCCCACGUUCCAGGCAGCCGCUGGUUACACUUGUUUUCAUUACACUUAAAAUCUUGAAGCAACAUUAAGCUUGCUGUAGCCCAUCAUAGUAUUUUAUUUUUUAUUAUUGUCAGUAAAUGCCAUGAAAAGACCCGAACCAAGAGCUUUUCAGUCCGUCUCUUAAUACUUCCUGAUUUCCCUACAGCAUGUGGCUCACAGCUCCAAGAUCAUUGGUUUCCACCAGGGAUGCAACAUAUUGGAUUUUUUGCCCAAAAAUAACGUGUUAAAAAAAAUAACGCUGAUUAAUCGCGAUCGGUGGUGCACUUUGACCCCACACGUCAUUAAAGGCCACAGUGGCUUUGUGAGUUGAGUUUUCGUGUCAUCAGAGUACUUAAAGCCGGAAAUAUCACCACAAAGCAAAUCAUGUAGCAGCGGGGCCCGUGUUAGCAGGGUUGAGCGUCAGCACCGCCCACAUGAGCAGCGCUGGUCAGACGCGUCACAGCUGCCUGUCAGCUGCGGCACGUCAGGAGAAAAGCUAAAUUCACCUCAACAGAAAGAAACUGCAUUUUUGGGGGACUAUUUUAAGUGGUGGAUUAAUCUAUAUCUGGUGUUUUAGUGUUGGAUCUUUCAUUUCAUUUCAUGGGAAUGAAAGACUGCAAGAAAAAUAUAAAAUAUCAACAGACUUAUUCUGUAAAAUAUACCAACAUGUCAUGGCAAUGUAAUUUUACAAAAGCAAACAACAACAACAAAACAGCAAGCUUAUGUUAAGCUAAUGCUUCUGCAGGUUAAUUUUCAUAGUGUAUUUAAAACAACUGAAACAGCAGCUGCUUGAAGGGAAGAAAAAACUAACGAAAAGUGUUAAAUAUGCUUUGGAAAAUUGUUGACAGUAAUACACACAUAAAAGGGGGGAAUUGCAAAACCACUGGAGUGUUUCUUUAAACUUUUAGUAGCAGCAGAAGACAUGCUAUCAUCAUAGCCUAGCCUGCCUUCAGAAGGUAAAACUAGAUAAACUGUGUGAUAGAUUCACUUUCCAGCCUGCAGCUGGCGAUUACAGUGCCACCUUCCCUACACCCUAGUUAGCGUUAGCACUAGCGAGCAUGCCUAUGGGACGUGGAAAGAUGAGACGACCUCAGGAAGAGACUGAGUGAUCACUGACACGCUAGGACAAGGACUAUGUUCCAUAACCUACUGACUGUCACCCUGCGCAGUGUUACAGUCAGCAGCUCUCAUGCAGCUCUGUGUUUCAACUCACUGGACGUGUGUUGGGCAUUUUAUCCACAUAAAACACAAACUGAUGUCAGUGAUGAGACUCAGAGUCAGGGGCUGAGUCUGUGGCCGCAGGGACAUUCCUACUGAACAGGUAUCGUCCUGUCUGUUUGAAAUGCUGUGUCCGAGUGUGUGUGCAUGUGUGUCAUAUUUCAGGAUCUGUGCAAGCUGGUGCAUGUGUGUUUACUCUGCAUUUAUUUUUAUAUCUACCAAAUUUUGAUCAACUCAUUUCU
Messenger RNA from Plectropomus leopardus (leopard coralgrouper), 6154 nucleotides. RefSeq names its product DENN domain-containing protein 5B-like. NCBI's taxonomy places the organism in Eukaryota, Metazoa, Chordata, Actinopteri, Perciformes, Serranidae. Gene Ontology annotation, molecular function: guanyl-nucleotide exchange factor activity; small GTPase binding. The record is from RefSeq and is a predicted model, not a curated record.